Diorhabda sublineata is the source of this 2413-nucleotide messenger RNA. RefSeq lists its product as uncharacterized. NCBI's taxonomy places the organism in Eukaryota, Metazoa, Arthropoda, Insecta, Coleoptera, Chrysomelidae. The record is from RefSeq and is a predicted model, not a curated record. The coding region runs from base 153 to 2354 and encodes 733 amino acids. The transcript has 6 exons.
AGAUAAAAUUAUUCAUUUACACUGUUUCAUCACAUAUGAUUAUUCUUAUUAUGCGAAUAAUUGUAUCUAAAAGCGUUUUUGUUUUGUGUUUGUUUAGUAGAUAAUAUUGUGUAUACUUAGAACUAGUCCAACCACACCAUUAGCAAUUGAGGAUGAACUUAAACAAAGUAAGAAUUUUGAGCGAGGAACAAUUAAUAAAAGCUAUAAGAGAAAAUGGGUAUGAAGGAAUUGCUAAUAUUUUAGAAAAUAAAGGACUUAACGGACACUCAUUUUUGGAGUGUAAUGAAUUACAAACUAUCAGCUGGGGGUUAUCUCGGUUUCAAAAAAAGAGUAUUUUCAAUUUCAUAAAUGAAGUGAAAUCAAAUCCAGCUAUUCUAGUGAAAUCAGAAUAUACAAUACGCCAAAUUAAACCCAAGCCUUCCCUUCCUUCUACACCCAAGCCCUCCCUUCCUUCUACACCCAAACCUACUCUUAGAUCAACACAACAGAAAAAUGUGAACCUAACCUUAAAAUCUAACUUGAUCACUAGUAAAUCAUCGGUUACUAAAAGACCACAAAAUAAUGCUGAUUUGCCGGUGUCACAAUAUAAGGUUUCUAUUAAUAAUGUUGAUAGUAACGAAGUUAAAAGAAAAAUUAGCUUAUUCUCAUCGACCCAAUCACCUAGUGCCCAAUUCAAUGAGAUUAACCCAAACUUUCAACACCCAUCACCAUCUGAACAAAAUCAACCAUUUGAACGUAUAAGAAAAACUGCAAGAUCUCAUCCAAUCGAACCUGAAGCUUCUGAAAAUAACGAAACAUCCAAAAUUAAUAAACCAUUUCUACCAGAACCAUCUUCAAAGGCAAGACCACCUUGCCCUCUGCCAACAAAGAAAUUUGAAGAAAAAUUAAUAUCAGAUGGUGGAUAUCUCACACCUACAGAUCUAGACAUUGGUAACAGUCCCACUGGAGAUGAAAACUCUCCCAAAUCAUUUUUAGGAUCAACAUUCUUACAUAAAAAUAAAUUUCGGGGAGACACGGAUCCUGAUGAUGAACCAGACGCUAUAUAUGAAUGUCCUCCAAAUGAACAGGCUUCGACAUGUUUUAAACAUCCAAUACUACCAUCAGUAGAAUCAAAUAAGUCUCCAAAUAUUAGUAAAAGACCUUUGCCCAAUUAUGGAAUAGAAGCUCAGAAAAUUAGCCCAAUUAAUGUAAAGGUUCCAGUAGAAACCGUUGAUGAUGAUGAUGAUGAUGAAGACCAGCCGAAUAUAUAUGAUCAAGUAGAGGAUCAAAAUGCCACUAAUAAUAAUCCAAGACAUAUGAACUCCCUGGCAAAUAUAAAAAACGAACAGUCAUCAAAUACUAUACAAAGGAAAUAUACCUCUGAUGUGAAUGUGGAAAGAGACAAACGUCCACUUAAUUUCCUCGGAAGCUUGGGAAAUAUCGGCAAAUAUAUAGUGGAUCGAUACAAAUCGACAAGAGAUACUUCAAACUACGAAAAUCAUACUUUUGAAACAGAACAUACAUCUCAUUCAAUGAAUAGUUAUUCUUAUAAAGAUCGUCCUCUACCGGAAAUACCAAAUACUGAAGAUUUUAAUGAAAUUAAGGAAAGUGAAAGUGUUAAAAAUGCUGAUGUUACGAGAAACUUACCUAGAGAACCAUUGCUUCAUACACAAGACAACGAUGCAGAAGAGGAGGGAGAUGAUAUGGUUUAUGAAAAUCUUAAGGAAAAAACAAGGAAACUUUGUUCAUAUGAACCUGAUCUGUAUGAAAACAACGAAACUGUACGUUGCUCUAGAGACAAAUCGCCUUUACCAAAGCACCAAUUUUUGAGAGAUUCAUUAGCUCAUAAACUUUCCAAAGCGCUUAAAAUGAGAGAUUUGACAAUGAAAGCCGAGAGUUUGUCUAAUCCUGAACCUUCUGAUGAAGAAGAGCAGUGGACAUACGACAAUAUUGAUGAAACUGAUCAGCCAGAAGCAGACGAACCUAUCGAGGAAGACACAGACGAAGAACAAGAGGAAUAUAUUGACUCAAUAUUUGACAUCAACAACGAACCGUUCUUCAGAAAUAUCGAUCGAAAGGGUGCCAAAAGACUUUUGGCGAAUUUAACAGACGGAGCUUUCUUAUUUCGUCCUAGUGAAAAGUAUUUCUUAGUGUUAACUAUCAAAUUCAACGGAAAAUUCCAUAAUUUAGGUAUUGAACGAACAGUUGAUAAUAAAAUUCGUCUUAAUGCUGAUAUGAAAAGCAUUUCACCAGAAUUUGGAACUAUGAGGGCUUUUGUUGAUUAUUUCACAAAAGAACCAGUUACCUUUAAAGAAAACAAUGGUAAUUUGGUGGAAAUUUUUUUGAAUCCCGUUCUUCCUGUAGAUAUAUUUUGAAUAUCCAAAAUUUUAUUUAUAAUGGAUAUUUGGUAUUGAAAUAAAUGUGUGCAAUUAUG